AUGAGCUACGAAUUGGUCUGCUUAGGAAACCCAUUGCUCGACAUCCAGGUCGAUGUCGACAGCUCGUACUUGGCAAAGUACGGGUUGAAGGAAAACGACGCCAUCUUGGCAGAGCCACAACACAUGCCGAUCUUCGACGAGAUCCUCGGGUACAAGGACGUGAAGCUGGUUGCAGGCGGUGCUGCGCAGAACACGGCCAGAGGCGCACAGUACGUGCUUCCAGCCAAGUCGGUGCUCUACUUCGGGUCGGUGGGCAAGGACGUCUACGCAGACAAGUUGGUGGACGCCAACCAGUCGGUCGGGUUGAGCACCGCGUACAUGGUGCACGAGGACAUUGCCACGGGUAAGUGUGCGGCGCUUAUCAACGGCGUCAACCGGUCCUUGGUCACCGACCUUGCGGCCGCCAACCACUUCAAGCCUUCGCACUUGGAGAAGCCAGAGAACUGGGCCAUCGUUGAGGCCGCCAAGGUGUUCUACAUCGGAGGCUUCCACCUCACCGUCUCUCCAGAGGCCAUCGAGCUGUUGGGCAAGCACUCUGCCCAGGAGAACAAGACGUUCAUCAUGAACUUCUCUGCUCCGUUCAUCCCUCAGUUCUUCAAGGCCGCCCUGGACCAGUGCGCCCCUUACGCGGAUUACAUUGUCUGUAACGAGUCCGAGGCUGCUGCCUACGCCGAGUCCCACGAGCUCGGCACCACCGACCUCGAGGAGAUCGCCAAGAAGGUUGCUGCGUUGCCAAAGGCCAACACCAAGAAGCCAAGAGUCGUCAUCUUCACCCAGGGCACCGACGCCACCUUGGCCGUCUCCUACGACGCCGCCACAAAGGAGUUCUCCACCAGCAAGUUUGCUGUUCACGCCUUGGACUCCGCCAAGAUUGUUGACACCAACGGUGCCGGUGACGCGUUCGCCGCCGGCUUCACCGCCGGUCUCGUCAAGGGCAAGGACUUGGCCACGUCCAUCGACAUGGGCCACUGGCUUGCCAAGCUCUCCAUCCAAGAGGUCGGGCCUUCCUACCCAUUCCCAAAGCAGGCCUACUCCGCCUAA
Pichia membranifaciens NRRL Y-2026 is the source of this 1041-nucleotide messenger RNA. RefSeq lists its product as hypothetical. The record is from RefSeq and is a predicted model, not a curated record. NCBI's taxonomy places the organism in Eukaryota, Fungi, Ascomycota, Pichiomycetes, Pichiales, Pichiaceae. Gene Ontology annotation, molecular function: adenosine kinase activity. The coding region runs from base 1 to 1041 and encodes 346 amino acids. Gene Ontology annotation, cellular component: cytosol; nucleus. The transcript has a single exon. Gene Ontology annotation, biological process: purine ribonucleoside salvage.